ACCAUGGUCACACCGGAAGUCGUUCAGCAGCAGCGACGGUGGAAACUUUGAAGAUCAGACAGGAUGAAGCAGAAGAAGCAGUUUCUCCAGACUGGACCGGCUCAGAUUAUCUCCAGGUCUGAGAUCUUGCUGUUCAGAAACAGUCUAAAGCUGAACAUCUGUGUGGAGCUGCUUCAAGACGGCUAUCACAGGUCGUUCUCGGAGCUCUUCUCUCUGCUGACCUCAGAUCAGGACCGGAGGGCGGCGGCUGAACCCGGUUCUGACGUCCGACUCCAGACCCCCCUAGACGAGCAGCGGGAGAAACUGGAGACCAUGAGCCUGCACCUGAGACGGGCCGAGCAGGCGGAGAACACCUCCUCCUGGACUGUGGUGUGUGAGCAGCGUCUCCUUCUCGGUCUCUUCUUCUCUUCUCUGGAGGACUUCUGGCUCGCUCUGCACUUCUUCCACAGCUGUGCAGAGCGAGAGGGGGGCAGCAGCUCGGGCCCGGCCACCGAGGCCCUGGUCUGCCUGGCCGAGGUCUACCUGCAGCGAGGUGAGCUCCAGCGGGCGAGGCAGCAGGCGGAGCUCUGCAUCCGGCAGGCGGACGAGGACGGCUGGCUGGACUCGAACCACCGGCCCCUGAGGCUCCGGGCCCGCGGGACCCUGUGGAGGAUCUGCAGCCGGCUGGCCGACGCCCAGCUGGAGGCCGCAGACCUGGACUGGGCCCUGAAGCUGCUCCACGAGGGCCACGAAGCAGCUGCUGGGUCUGAAGACAAACACCUCGAAUCAGAAGCCUGCUAUCGACUUGGCCUGACCUAUCAGAGCGCAGGAGACCACGGCACAGCCAAACAGUUCUUCAACUCCUGCAUACAGAUCUGCAGCACGCUGCAGGAUGCAGACGGGAUGGGAAAGUCCUACAAGGCUAUGGCAAGUGAGGGAAACCCACACGACCAACUCCAGUAUCUGGAGAAGAUGGCCGACAUCUACCGUAGCAGCGGGCUGAAGCACGGCCUGGCAGACGCCCUCCUGUGUCUGGGAAACAUCUACUUCAAGAGGAGUCAGUACAUCACAGCGUGUGAAUUCUUCCGUCAGAGUUGUGAACUUUCCUUUGAACUUGAAGACCCGUCUCUGCUGCAGAAAGCUCAGGUGUGGUUGGGGUGCGCUCGUGCCCGUUCCCUGAUGCGCGGACACGGCGCCGACGUGGAGGCGUCCUCGGUCGCCGCCCUGCGACGCCUGCUGACCCGGAAAGAGACCCGGGGACCCGGUCCACAGGCGCUUCCGCUUCCUGGUCCCCACGCUGACGAAUAAACAAACACACAGCUGUUUAGUAUGUUUGAUAUCUGGGAUUUUCUCUCAAGCUCGUGAACGCAGCACGAUAAUUAGAUGAGAUUAUUUCAGUUAUAUAUUUUAAAAAAACACCAUCCGUGAUAUAAUAUGUUUUCAUUUAAAAACGUCUGUAUACAUUUUAUUACUUUGUGUAGUUAUAUUAUUAGACUAUUAUAAGUAUUUAUUUGUCUUACUGUCACAUAAUAAACUGAUGAAUUCUGUUGAAAA
This is a messenger RNA of Cyclopterus lumpus (lumpfish), 1533 nucleotides long. It is a transcript of the gene ttc29, whose product is annotated as tetratricopeptide repeat domain 29. The record is from RefSeq and is a predicted model, not a curated record. Lineage: Eukaryota; Metazoa; Chordata; Actinopteri; Perciformes; Cyclopteridae. Gene Ontology annotation, molecular function: protein binding. Bases 64 to 1287 code for a protein of 407 amino acids. The transcript has 11 exons.